This is a messenger RNA of Sus scrofa (pig), 3558 nucleotides long. The record is from RefSeq and is a predicted model, not a curated record. NCBI's taxonomy places the organism in Eukaryota, Metazoa, Chordata, Mammalia, Artiodactyla, Suidae.
GCUCGGUUCCCUUCGGGCGCGGCUGGUGAAGGCUGGACCUGGCUGGGGCAGGGAGGGAGGGGAGGGGAGCCUCAGAGCUUCAGGCUUCCGCCUGGCCUCAGGUUCUUGGGAGCUCCGCGGGUCCCGGCCCAGAUAUCCAGAAAUUAUUCCAAAGGAUGCAGGGCAGGAGGAUGACUUAAUUGGCCUGUGGCUGACCUGAGCCCAUGCUGAGCUCCCCCUGAACUAACCAGAGAUUUGUCAGUGACCCACCGCCACAUCCACUAAGGGGCACAUAAGACAGACGAAGCUGGAGUCCAGGAGACUCUUAAGAUGAAGGCCAGGCCUGGCCCUGCUGACAAACAGGAAGUGCACAGGCAUCCAGGAGACACACCUGGCGUUCAGAUGAGGAAGACUGAGACCUGCUGGAAGUACAAAGCACAGCCCCUGCACCCUCUGCCCCCAAGAGCUCCAUGCAGGUGCCAGAGGAUGGAGAGGACCUGGCUGGUCAAUCCUGGUACCAUGGCCCCCUGUCCCGCCAGAAGGCUGAGGCUCUUCUCCAGCAAGAUGGUGACUUCUUAGUUCGGGCAUCCGGUUCCCGAGGGGGCCACCCUGUGAUCUCCUGCCGCUGGCGGGGCUCAGCCCUACACUUUGAGGUGCUCCGAGUGACCCUGCGUCCCCGGCCAGGCCGGCCCACAGCCCUCUUUCAGCUGGAGGAUGAGCGUUUCCCAAGCCUGCCUGCCCUGGUGUGCAGCUAUGUGACUGGCCAGCGUCCACUGUCCCAGGCCACGGGGGCUGUGGCCUCUAGGCCCGUGAUGCGACAAGGACCAAUUCGACGCAGCUUUAGUGAGGACAGCCUUUCAGAAAGCCUGGCCCAGACAGAGCCACUCAGGGCUAGGAAGCGGAGUGACAGUCAGCCUGUGGGUUUGGAGCAUGUGGGGCACCCAACAGAAGACCACCCUGGACCAGGAGCCUCCACUGUGCCCGCAUCUGCAUUGCCUCGGACAGGAAGUGACCCUGUGUUGCUAAAGACCCCAGCUCUCCUGGGGUCCAUUGCUGACAACCUGAGGGCCUCCGAUGGGCAGCUUCAUGCCAAGGCACCAACCAAGCCACCUCGAACACCUUCACUGAUGCUGCCUGAUGCCUCUGGACGCUCCCCAACGUACUGUGAGCUGGUGCCCCGAGUGCCUAGGGUCCAUGGAACACCCCCUGGCCACAGCUGCCCAGAGCCAGAGGCACCAUGGUGGGAGGCCAAUGAAGAGGAAGAGGAGGAGGAGCAAAGAUGUUUUGCAAGACCACAGGGUGAGGUCUCUUUCUGUCCCCCUGACAACCCCUCCUGCCUGCUGGGCCCCCAGAAUCGGCCUCUGGAACCUAAAGCCCUGCGCAUUCUCCGUGGCCUGUUCCUGGAGCACCAUCCUGGGAGCACUGCCCUCCACCUGCUAUUGGUGGACUGCCAGGAGACAGGCCUCCUGGGGGUGACCAAGGCUCAGCGGGGCGCCAUGGGGGUUGCCUCUGGUCUGGAGCUGCUCACUCUUCCCCAUGGACAUCGCCUGAGGUUGGAACUGCUGGAAAGGCUCGAGACGCUGGCGUUGGCGGGGGCGCUGGCAGUGCUGGGCUGCGCGGGACCGCUGGAGGAGCGCGCCGCCGCCCUGAAGGGCCUGGUGGAGCUGGCUCUGGCGCUGCGGCCAGGGGCGGCGGGGGACCUGCCUGGACUGGCUGCGGUCAUGGGCGCCUUGCUCAUGCCCCAGGUGUCGCGGUUGGAACGCACGUGGCGCCAGCUCCGGAGGAGCCACACGGAGGCUGCGCUGGCCUUCGAGCAGGAGCUGAAGCCUCUAAUGCGGACGCUGGAUGAGGGCACCGGGUGUUUCGGCCCAAUGUAUGGCGCACCCUCUUCACCCUAGGACCCACCCUCUGCCCCUAGCCCAGCCCAGACCCUUACCCCAACAGGACCUUGCGACCCGGGCGAGGUGGCGCUGCCGCACGUGGCACCCGUGGUGCGCCUGCUGGAGGGCGAGGAAGUCCCGGGGCCCUUGGACGAGAGCUGCGAGCGGCUGCUGCGCACCCUGGACCGGGCGCGUCAGACGGCCCGGGACGCGCCCAGAUUCCGCGAGGCGACAGCCCGGCGCCUGCGAGGUGAGCGCCCCAUCUGCGCCCGGCUGCCAGAGGAUCCUGACUUUAAGAACACGCCGUAUGCUGUAGCCCGGCACCCCCAAACCCACCGGCCCAGGGACUAGAGCCUCCCGCUACACCUCCCAAACUGAGGGCCCCACCCAAAUUGAGACGGCCCCGCCCUGGGUGGGUGUUUCUCGACUCAAGCAUGCUGCAAUAGACCAGAUGGUGCCGUCCGCCCCUAAAGGGCGGCCCUAUCCCCCCAGAGCCACGCCCGCAGAGUCCCACUCUCUCACACUUGGGAAGGUCCUGCCCCCAGAGGAUCUCGAUCCCCCCAAAAUGAUUCAGUCCUUCAACCUGAUGGUACUGCUCUCCCUCUGAGCUCAGAGCCACACCUCUCUGGGGCAGCCCAGCUUCCAGAAUCUCCCACCUGGGUAGUUCCUGCCUUCACUUAGCACUCUUCUCCCUCCAACUAGGCCCAACUCCACCCCCACCCCCUGGGCGUUUGUCGCGUAGGGUAGCCUGGACCCCAAGUCCCGCCCCCCGGGGCAGCUCCAUCUCCAGGCACAAGCCCUAAGGUGGGGCCACCAGGUCUUGCACCUGGAGCAGACUGCUCCCAUGCACUCCUGGCAGAGCCCGCUUCCACUGGGCCCGUUAGCCACCCCCACCCCACUCCCUGCAGAGACCCAGGAGCCCCCUCCCCGCUAACCUUGCCCAGCAGUUCAGAUAACCUGGGACAGAAUCCCUCCUGGCCCCUGCUGGGUCAAAGUCCCAAGGGGACCAGGCAGUUAUCAGAGGGUAAGGCAGGUGCCUGGCCACGCCUCCAGCUAACCUGGCUCCGCCCCCAGGAUUCCAGCCCAACCCUGAGCUGAAAGAGGCCCUGACCACCGGUUUCUUGCGGAGGCUGCUCUGGGGAAGCAGAGGGGCUGGGGCACCGUGGGUCACACGUUUCGACAAGUUCCAGCACGUCCUCAGUGUCCUGUCGCAGCGCCUGGAGCCUGACCUUUGAAAGCACAGAUCCACUUCUUCACGCGGCGAUACCCAGUCUUCCAGGGAUCCCCAGUGUCCUCAGGCAGCCAAAUGCAGUGGGACCUGCACCCAGCCUCACAGAAGGGACGGGUCCUGGUUUGCAAGAACGCACCCUGCACCCUAAAACUGAGCACGAAUCCUAAGGGAGGGCAGCCUACUUCCCCAUAUGAGAAGACCCGACAUCUGGAGGUUCUGAACGCCCUUUCUCACCACCCCAUGCCCACACCCCCCUCAACAUAUCCCACAAGUGGUGAAUGUGAGGCUUUGAAUGUUAAAGAGAACUCGCAGAUCUGUAAGAGGCCAGAGUUUAAAUCCAUUUUAAAUGCUGUGUGACUUCCAGCAGAUCACUUGACCUCUCUCUCUAUCCCCGCCUUCAACAUAAAAGUGAGACUGUGUACUUUCCAGGGGUUGUCAUGGGGAUUAAAGCUCAGCGUUUGAAUGAGA